Messenger RNA from Mercenaria mercenaria, 1559 nucleotides. RefSeq lists its product as uncharacterized. The transcript has 5 exons. Gene Ontology annotation, molecular function: metalloendopeptidase inhibitor activity. The record is from RefSeq and is a predicted model, not a curated record. The coding region runs from base 306 to 722 and encodes 138 amino acids. Lineage: Eukaryota; Metazoa; Mollusca; Bivalvia; Venerida; Veneridae.
UUGUAAUGAAGCAGACAGCUUGUUUUGUCGUUAAAAAGACAUGAAUGAAACGUUUAGGAAACAUGCAUUUGAUUCAUGUAGAUGCGGUUUGAUAUCAUUGAUUAUGAUCUACAUGUAAGCAAUGCGAAAUAAAAAGAGUUUGUAAGAAAUAUAAGACAUUUGAUUAAAAUCACGUCUACAAGUAGCUGUUCGUAAUUUCUAAAGAAUCGUACAUCGUCAAAUGUUUCACCCGCUUAGUAAGAUACAGUGUAUACGUGUUGAAAGUAGAUAUAAUAAUACCAGAUAUUCUGCAAGGCAAGACAAUCAUGAAAUAUUUGACUGUUUUAUUGAUAAUGUCGUGGCUAGGUUAUUCUUAUGCAUGUUCCUGUAUCCCACAAACAGAUACGGAAAUAUACUGUAGCAAUCAAACAGACUUUGGUGUUCUUGUUGAAGUUAAGAAGAGUGGUAGUACUUUCCAAGGUAUGAAGAGAUACCGAAUAAACCUGAUAACAACGUACGAAUCAAAUACUGAGGAAGGGCAAACGGUUCAGGAAAACUUCAUGUAUACCUCAUUAACAAGUUGUGGUGUUUUUUUGGUGAAAAACAAGUUUUACUUCAUCUCAGGCAAGUACAUCGACAUCACCAAUAACAGAAAAGGGAUGAAGACUGAACUUUGUUUAGACUUGCAGAAGGAGUUUGCUUCACAGCCAACAUAUACCCCUCCUUCCUGUUCUGGACAGUAAAUAAGUUAACACACCGUUAGUUAUCUGAAUAAAUACGUCUUGAUAUUCUUAUUAGACACUUACCAUUUUAGUGUAUUUCUUACUGAAUAUGUGUCUACAAAAGCGUCCUUUAAAGACUAAUCAAAUUACUGUAAUAUAAUAAAUUCGAAAGUUACACGACCGAUUUACACUGAUUUAUAUUUACUGAGAACUUGAUUUAUAUUUACUGAGAACUGGACACAUGUUAGUUACAGAAUUUUUUAUUUUGAGUCUUCUUAUCUUGAUUUAAAACAUAAAACAAUGUACUUGAUAAAAUUUAUCAUACUUUGCAUAAGGAAUGAGAUAAGUGUAAGACCGUCUUUAUGACAUUUUGUAAUGAAAAUCUGCCAGCUGUUUUAGAUUGUCGGAUUUUAAUAGACAUACGAAACAGAGAAAUCUGUUGAAAUGAACUGAUGAAAUAAACCAAUACACAGCUGUUAUUGAAUAUAUUCACAUAAAAUGUGGGAUCAUUUUAUUAGUUGUAAACUGUUACAAAAGUCAAUAAGUUAUAUGAUUACAGAAAAUUUCCUUGCUGUAAUGUGAUUAAUCACCUGAACUUUCCGGGCCCGGUGUAACAGUCAGAUUUUUCCCCAGUCAGUUUUUUUCAGUUUAUAAAACAACCGGUUGACUUCUUCACUGGGGAAAAAACCAACCGGUUGAUUCUUUCCCCCCAUUGGUUUCUCCCCCACCCCCUAGUUUUUGUGUAUAAACAAGGGAGAAAAAAACAACCAGUUGUUUUCUCUUCCCCCUGGUUGCUUUUCCCCCCUAAUAACUAAGUUUUUGUGCAUAAACAAGGUUGAUUUUUUCUCCCCUCCUGGU